AUGAAUAUAGGAAACUUGUAUUUCUCAUUCACAAAUUCAGCUUUGUUUAUGCUGCUAACUCUCAGUUUGGUCCUACUUCUGGUUUAUUUUGUUACUAAAAACGGAGGAGGAAACUUAGUACCAAAUGCUUGGCAAUCCUUGGUAGAGCUUAUUUAUGAUUUCGUGCUGAACCUGGUAAACGAACAAAUAGGUGGUCUUUCCGGAAAUGUGAAACAAAAGUUUUUCCCUUGCAUCUUGGUCACUUUUACUUUUUUGUUAUUUUGUAAUCUUCAGGGUAUGAUACCUUAUAGCUUCACAGUUACAAGUCAUUUUCUCAUUACUUUGGGUCUCUCAUUUUCUAUUUUUAUUGGCAUUACUAUAGUGGGAUUUCAAAGACAUGGGCUUCAUUUUUUAAGCUUUUUAUUACCCGCAGGAGUCCCACUGCCGUUAGCACCUUUUUUAGUACUCCUUGAGCUAAUUUCUUAUUGUUUUCGCGCAUUAAGCUUAGGAAUACGUUUAUUUGCUAAUAUGAUGGCCGGUCAUAGUUUAGUAAAGAUUUUAAGUGGGUUCGCUUGGACUAUGCUAUGUAUGAAUGAUAUAUUUUUUUUUAUAGGGGAUCUUGGUCCUUUAUUUAUAGUUCUUGCAUUAACCGGUCUGGAAUUAGGUGUAGCUAUAUUACAAGCUUAUGUUUUUACGAUCUUAAUCUGUAUUUACUUGAAUGAUGCUAUAAAUCUCCAUUAA
Cannabis sativa is the source of this 720-nucleotide messenger RNA. Lineage: Eukaryota; Viridiplantae; Streptophyta; Magnoliopsida; Rosales; Cannabaceae. The record is from the annotation of a RefSeq genome assembly.